CACGGUUAUUGUGUCAACGGACAAUUCAUGUGCUAACCAUCCAUUUCUUACAGAAAUCGAGCUCUACCGGCUAGAGCAGCGCUAUGCUCGUCGCAAACACCGCAGCACCUUUUCAGGGGUUCCCUACGUCGACGGGGAAUACGUCUACGUCAGCGGAUCCAACUCCUCGUCAGGGACCGUCUCCAAGCACUCGACAGGCAGCUACUGGAAGGCCUCUACGUGGGGAUCGUCUGGCGACUCGCGCUGGCGGUGAUGCACCUUUUUCGUCAUUCUUCAAGCGCUGUCUUUUCGUUUUGCUCGACUACCAAUCCUCCUCAUAAUGUCCAUGUCGAGGAUGCGACGACCUAUCCUUGUUUUUCAUUCAUGGGUGAAGAAAGUGAACGCAAAAAGUUCAUGUUAUCUUUCUCUACUUCCCUCCUUCGGUACUCCGUUUUGGCCAUUGGCUUCAGCCGCGACAUUUGAAAAAGCUAGCGUUGCAUAUUCGAUCAGCCGUUUGGUUUGGUUUGCUCUCAUCUGCGCAAUUGCUUGUCAAAUUGACUACUGCCUGCCGUACCAUCAACGCGCGUCUCGGGCCGUUGGUCCAAGGGCCAUCGAAUACUUUCUUCCCGAAACUAUCUUGGAGUUAUCUGGCAUCAUCUUAUUGACGCGAUUUAUGCCUGUUUGCUUUUUGGCUACAAGCACUUCUUUUUGCUACAAUCCUUCUGGAUCCUUUCCGCUCUGUUCUAGAGUUGGCGAGAUAGAGCUUUGUGCUGCCAUUUUUUGCACUUCACAUACCCCUCAAGCCCAUUAGCGAGUCGUUCUUGACUUGACUUGUUGGUGUAUCAUUUCUUCACACCCUUUUUCGCCGAUUUGAGGCCAUGCGCCUUACUGUACAUAGGCUUUUAUAUUCCAAUCAAGAGAUACGACGAUCAC
Molecule: messenger RNA, 912 nt
Organism: Aspergillus welwitschiae
Lineage: Eukaryota; Fungi; Ascomycota; Eurotiomycetes; Eurotiales; Aspergillaceae
Exons: 1
Coding region: 320-790 (156 amino acids)
Source: RefSeq, a predicted model, not a curated record